Messenger RNA from Temnothorax curvispinosus, 3032 nucleotides. It is a transcript of the gene Gp93, whose product is annotated as endoplasmin. The transcript is spliced from 4 exons. The coding region runs from base 130 to 2520 and encodes 796 amino acids. NCBI's taxonomy places the organism in Eukaryota, Metazoa, Arthropoda, Insecta, Hymenoptera, Formicidae. Gene Ontology annotation, biological process: protein folding. Gene Ontology annotation, molecular function: ATP-dependent protein folding chaperone; ATP hydrolysis activity; ATP binding. The record is from RefSeq and is a predicted model, not a curated record.
ACAGUCGGUGAAGAAACAGCGGUACGUUAGUGCCAGGUGCCAGGUGCCAGUUGCUAGUGGAAGUGGAGCGAAUUUGCUAGGUCGUCGAUAAUCCCUUUCUCGUUCACAGUCCUUCACGCCGCGGCGACGAUGAGGAAACUCUACCUGUUGAUCGCAGGAUUAUUCUUGCUGGCGGGAUUCGUCCGGGCCGAGGAUGAGCUCGAGGAAAACACCGUGGAGGAUGAUCUCGGCGCCAGCCGUGAGGCAUCGCGAACAGAUCAUGAAGCGAUACAAAGAGAAGAAGAAGCGAUAAAGAUCGAUGGUUUAAAUCCUGCUCAGAUAAAAGAAUUAAGGGAAAAGGCCGAGAAAUUUGCAUUUCAGACCGAGGUCAAUCGCAUGAUGAAACUUAUUAUCAAUUCCCUCUAUCGCAACAAAGAGAUCUAUCUCAGAGAAUUGAUCUCGAACGCAUCUGACGCACUGGACAAAAUCAGAUUGCUGUCGCUCACAGAUAAGAGCGUCCUGGAAACAAAUUCUGAAUUGGCUAUCAGAAUAAAAGCUGACAAGGAGAAUAAAGUAUUGCAUAUAAUGGAUUCCGGUAUCGGCAUGACAAAGCAAGAUCUAGUAAAUAACCUUGGGACCAUCGCAAAGUCUGGCACAGCUGAAUUUCUGGGGAAAAUGCAGGAAGUCACGAGUACUCAGGACAUGAACGAUAUGAUCGGCCAGUUUGGCGUGGGCUUUUAUUCCGCGUACUUGGUUGCGAAUGUCGUUGUCGUUACUACCAAGCAUAAUAAGGAUAAGCAGUACAUUUGGGAAUCUGACAGCUCGAACUAUAGCAUUGUUGAAGAUCCACGGGGAGAUACGUUAAAGAGAGGAACGACUGUAAGCUUACAUUUGAAGGAAGAAGCAUUGGACUUCCUAGAACCAGAUACGAUAAAAAACUUGGUGAAGAAAUAUUCGCAGUUCAUCAAUUUCCCCAUAUAUUUAUGGAACAGCAAAGUUGUCCAAGUCGAUGCGGACGAAGUGGAAGAAGAUAAGCCUGUGAAGAAGGACGCGGAGAAAGAUGAUACCGAGGACAAGGAAGAUGAGGAGGAUGACACUAAAGUGGAAGAGGACGCGGAUGAAAAGAAACCUAAGAAAGUCGACAAAACGGUGUGGGAUUGGGAAUUGUUGAACGAUUCGAAACCAAUUUGGACCCUAAAGCCAAACGAAGUUGACCAACAGGAAUAUAUUGAAUUCUACAAAACACUCACCAAAGAUACGCAGGAACCUCUGGCAAAGACACAUUUCGUUGCGGAGGGUGAAGUCACAUUCAAGUCCGUUCUAUUUAUUCCGAAGGUUCAACCGACCGACAGUUUUAAUCGUUACGGUACCAAGUCCGACAAUAUCAAGUUGUACGUCAGGCGAGUCUUCAUCACUGACAAGUUCACCGACAUGAUGCCAAAUUACCUGUCCUUCAUUCGUGGUAUCGUGGACAGCGAUGAUCUACCGCUCAAUGUUUCGCGCGAGAAUCUUCAGCAACACAAGUUGAUCAAGAUCAUCAAGAAGAAGCUCAUCAGGAAGGUAUUGGACAUGAUCAAGAAGAUGCCCAAAGAGGAUUAUCAGCAAUUCUGGAAGGAAUUUAGCACAAAUAUCAAACUAGGCAUAAUCGAGGACGCUCAGAAUCGUGCUAGACUGUCCAAGAUGUUACAAUUCCACUCGUCGGCGCAGACGGAAAUGACCUCUCUACCCGAAUAUGUCGCCCGCAUGAAGCCCACGCAGCAGCAUAUCUACUACAUUGCCGGUUCGUCCGAGGAAGAAGUGAAGAAAUCGCCAUUUGUCGAACGGCUGGAAAAGAAAGGCUACGAGGUGCUGUAUCUGACAGAGGCGGUGGACGAGUACGCGAUCUCGUCAUUGCCCGAGUUCGAUGGUAAGAAGUUCCAGAAUGUAGCAAAGGAGGGUUUCACGCUAGACGAGGGUGAACGGGCGAAGGAACGAAUGGAGCAAGUGAAGACGACGUUUGAGCCUCUAGUUAAAUGGCUGAAUGACAUCUUGAAGGAUCAUAUCAGCAAGGCGCAAGUGUCCGAACGUCUGACCGAUUCGCCCUGUGCCUUGGUUGCCAGCAUGUACGGCUGGACCGGCAAUAUGGAACGUUUGGCGAUCUCGAACGCACAUCAAAAGACCGAUGAUCCACAGAAAAGCUACUAUUUAAAUCAGAAGAAGAUUUUGGAAAUUAAUCCGAGGCAUCCACUCGUCAGAGAACUGCUACGCAGAGUCGAGGUUGACUCGGCCGAUCAGACAGCCAAAGACAUCACCCUGAUGAUGUUCCGUACGGCAACUUUGCGAUCGGGAUACAUGCUACGGGAGACCGCGAGUUUCGCGGAUAGCGUGGAACAGCUAAUGAGGCGGAGCCUGGGCAUCUCCUUGGACGAGGUACCCGAGGAGGAGGACGCGCAGGACGAUGAAUCGGCAAGCAGCGAGAAGGUGUCGGAUGUCACGGCCGAGGACGAGAAACAGGAAGAAGAGGAGGAAGACGAGGAGCACAAGAACCACGAGGAGUUGUAAUAGAAGAGAGUUAUAAUACAGCGAUACAUUCGAAAAACUUGUGUUUUAGAAGCGUAGCUAUACAAUGUAUAGUUACCUUAAGCUCUCCUAAGCGGCGACCUUCCGUGUCGCCGAGUUUGUAAACACGUUAGAUAUGUACAACUUGAUGAUAUAUGUACGUUACGUCAAUCUGAUAUCGUGCAAAUUUUCGAAAUCGUCAAUGUUAAAAGGAAAGGUAAAACGUAUUUAAAUUCUUUUUCUACAUGAAACGCCCGUAGUCGCAACAUUGUCAUCCCAGACAUCGACGUGUGUCUAUCAUCGAUAUCAGUUAACGUGUAGAUUUCGAGAGAUUUAAAUAUAUAUUAUAUAUAUAUAUAUAUUAUCAUUUCAAUCUUCCAUAUCUUUUUAGUAACGUGAAGAGAGUAUUGACUGAACACGUUACUGACGUAUGGUAUGUUUGUGAUAUGUGUGAAUGUAUUUGUACAUGAAACAUAAAAAUUAUAUUAAAGAAUUAAGUAUAUAUAUCUACUGUA